Messenger RNA from Lycium barbarum (goji berry), 771 nucleotides. RefSeq lists its product as uncharacterized. Gene Ontology annotation, molecular function: nucleoside triphosphate diphosphatase activity. Gene Ontology annotation, biological process: nucleoside triphosphate catabolic process. The record is from RefSeq and is a predicted model, not a curated record. Bases 85 to 552 code for a protein of 155 amino acids. The transcript has 3 exons. Lineage: Eukaryota; Viridiplantae; Streptophyta; Magnoliopsida; Solanales; Solanaceae.
CACAACAAUAAUACACACUCAACAAGAGUCGGCGCAUUUUCAAAAAUCUCAACUUUGGGCAGUCAAAAAAGAACAAAGAAAAACAUGAAUGGAGUGGUGGAUAAUGAAGAAGAAGGCAAAAAAGGGGUUAGUCUUGAAGAACUGAAGAAUAAAAUGGCUGAUUUUGCAAAAGAAAGAGACUGGGAUCAGUUUCAUACUCCAAGAAAUCUUCUUUUAGCACUGGUGGGUGAAGUGGGAGAACUGUCUGAAAUAUUUCAGUGGAAAGGUGAGGUCCCAAGAGGUCUACCAGAUUGGCAAGAGAAAGAGAAGCAGCAUUUAGGUGAAGAGCUAUCGGAUGUAUUGCUUUAUCUUGUCAGGCUUUCAGAUAUUUGUGGCAUUGAUCUUGGCAAUGCUGCACUAAGAAAACUGGAGCUAAAUGCCAUUAAAUACCCUGUUAGCCUUUCCAAAGGUUCAUCCAAAAAGCAUACUGUGUUGAACAAAACUACAACAACGACCUCCACCAAUGACAGUGAAAAUGGUGUGGCUGAUGAUGAACUGGAGAAGCAGAAGUGAGAAAAAGCUGAGCGGGAGGCUAAGACGUUAAAUGAGACUUUGAUAGAAAGUUCAAACGAGUAUUUUGAUAUGUCCUCUUUGCCUCCUGGUUAAAAGUUAAAACUACUCCCUUGGACAAAUGUUUUGAGAUUUGUUUAUAACAGUACUAGUACUAGUUGUUUAAGAUGGUGUUUGGAAAUGGUAAAUUGGUGACUCUCAGUAGUUAUUUUGCAUUCAAAA